Messenger RNA from Nylanderia fulva, 3962 nucleotides. RefSeq names its product folliculin-interacting protein 2. NCBI's taxonomy places the organism in Eukaryota, Metazoa, Arthropoda, Insecta, Hymenoptera, Formicidae. Gene Ontology annotation, molecular function: protein-folding chaperone binding; ATPase inhibitor activity. Gene Ontology annotation, cellular component: cytoplasm. The record is from RefSeq and is a predicted model, not a curated record.
CCGUGUCAUUUCAGCCAGCGACAGCGAUUUCAGCUGUGCUAUUAUCUCCGGCAAUCAUAUGACUCCUCCGCACGUGACUUUAUUUACAGUAGACGUACACUCCCGCAAGCAUGUAUGGUACAGUUCCGCGUGACAUGAUAGUUCCGCGGAGACACGAGUCUGACGAGCGAUGCGGGCUAACUAUAGACGACGGGCUGUGGCUUUAUGAUGCCGUUGCUCGAUAAGUUGCUGCCUUCGAGGAAGAGCAGUCUACGCGAAAGUGUCGAAAGUUUAGUGGCCAGUGCGCGAACAGCUGAGAAUGAUAGGAAUUCUGUGUUACUUCUUGGAGCAGAUCAAGUGCGGAUUUUGUUAUUUAGAGAGUGCGAAUGGCGUGGUAGAAAACUUCUCUUCGAUUCAAUGACAGUGCAGAAGCAUCGAAGUAAAAGCGAAACCGUGUGCACAGCGGUAAACAACAAUGUGGAGGGAAAGUGCGAGAUGCCUUUUAAUAUAGGAACCGCUCACAAUUUCGAGCGAGAUAAGAUGAUCGAAGAUGAUGUGAAUUUACUAAGCGAAAUGGUAUUUGGUACUGUGGCGAUGACGUACAGAGGAAAAUCAUUUAAGGUUCAUUCAAUGAAUUCUCCGCCAUGUAUCAUGUGUACAAAAAUUUUUCCGGCGACAGAACAUAGCACGUGCAAAACAAGUGAAAGAAUUUCGGACGAAGGAUUAGGACGAUCUAUGCAUGUAGAUUCUGCUUCCAGCAAUAGUAGUAUGCGAUCUUUUUACUCUCGACCGAGUUCCGGCAACUCUUCGGGUAAUGAAUUGCACGCGGGUCCGAGGAAGAAUUCGACCUGCUCGAGUAUCGGUAGCGGUUGGGAUUUAGAUGUAACACCGCGGACAAAUAGUUCGCAAUCGUUGGAGAGCAACAGCUCGUCCGGCAUCGGCAGUUUAACUAGCUUGCGCAGAAGAUGGUUGAGAGCGGUCUCGACUUCCCUCGGACGAUCUGAUUCCGACGAUGCUUUUGGGAUGCAGCACUGGAACGAAAAUGGAAAUGACGGGCGUGACGGACACGCGAAACGUCACAAGACCAGGCUAGGUUUAACGAUGUUGGUGCGAUUGGCUCAGGGCCACGAAAGCCAAAUAAAGGUACGCCUUUUGGAACACAUGGCUCUCUUAGAAGGAAUGCUGGAUCGUUUAAGAUACUUUUGCAUUGAGACCAACAAAAUCAACGGAUCGAUACAGCUGGCUGACAGAAUUUACAGAGCAACGUCUCGAUUUGUCAUUUCACUGCUGCACAUACUUCUCAACGUCAGUGUUGACACUAGUAUCCGUACACCUCUGUUGUGGCAUGACGUUUUACUUAACUCUGUGACAGUAUAUGAUAAUCCGAAUACUUUACAUCGCAAUUUGCAGCAGAUGUGUCAGUUAUUUGAUGAACUCGAUACAAAGUCGACAAAUUUCUUCCUGAGCACCGUAGUAACUGCUGUAUUAACAUAUCAUCUCGGUUGGAUAUAUACCGUACUAUCUCCGCGUGAUAGGCAAAUGAUCGAGAAACUGGGCAGCUGGUAUUCUUGCAAUCCGCUUUGGGCACAACUUGGCGAUCUGUAUGGCGCGUUAGGCAACCCCGUGAAAGUGGCACAUACCGUCGUUGCGGGCGAUCCUCGGAAGAGCGACCUGAUUAAUUCAGUCUUGUCGUUUCUGUCUUACUUCAUCCGCAGCGGGAUGAUACAAAAAUGCCAAGAAUACCGCUGUUCGUCGCAGGAAGACGUGCAAACGGCGACGAAUCUAUUGGAGCAGGCUUAUAGCAAGCGACCGCACCUGUUCGCUAACAGGAAGUCGACGUGCACCUUCAACGAUCGAGAUGCCCUGAUUCGCAGAUGCGAGUCGCGCGUUUUGCCAUCGCGUAAACCGAUACGAUCGUCCGAACGUACCAACGGUGUUACCGACGAUGUUAACACACCCCGGUGCAUUGUGCAGCAUCCCAUGGAACGAUCGAGGAUUUCGCGAUCCAUCAGUCCCUUGAAGCGUAGCAGCACUAUGAAAUCCGGCCUUGACACGCUCGUGACGAAAUCAACCGAGGCAUCGGUAGACUUCAAGCUUCCAACGAAGGAAUUUUUGCCAGGUAGAAAUGACGAGAAACACGAGCAGGACGCUCAACCGGCUAAGGAUAACGAAAGAAAUUAUGCAUCGAGCAAGGUGAAAAUAAUUGUUAACGAGAUCGAAUCUCAGGAAGAUAUUAUGCCGAAAGAAUAUCAGCCGCAAAAUUACCUUGACUAUCCGUCGUUGAGCUUCGAAAAGAAAUUGGAUAACGCUGAAGAAAAUCUCGCGGCCGGAAAGGCUGAACUGCAGCAUCCGUUGGAUAACAGUGUGGAUCCACUAAAAAUGUUUUAUAACAGACCCGAAUUACCGCUUAACAUGGAUCGCGGAUUUGUCGACGAGUUUAAAGAAUCGCAGGUUUUCUUCACUCUCGGAGGAGAAGAUAAAUCUUCGAAAUUGCCGUCGAGAGCGAGGCUGGUUAACAACUGUCAGUGCUCUUACACUUUCACAAAAGGGGUACCGAGCACAUCGGCGCAACUUCCGGAAGGUGUACUCAGAAAGAUCAUUCAACGAAACUUUCCCGAGUCAUCGAAGAGCAUACAACCUCCACCGGGAGCAACGUCCGAAAUGAGCGCAAGAUCCAUUGGCUUCUGUUUAAAGUGCAAUGGUCAAGGAUACGCUGCCUCGCAAGAUUACGAUGGUAGCAAACAAGUGUUGGAAACACCGACCAACGCGACGGAAGUAUUGCGCACGUGCGGAAGUUCCGAAAGUGGUAGAAGCAUAAGAUUAUCGCGGUCAAACAGUCUUGAGGCUCUAAUGGAAGCCAAUAGCGUCGUCGAGCUACCGAUGCCACAGUCGAGGAAGAUUUCAACGAGUAAAGGUUUACUCAGAGAAAUGGAUUUUACGAAGACUCUUGUGCGAAAUAGAGUGACGAAUGACGAGAGUAACAUCCUGGACACGGGCUACACGUGGGGCUUAGUGUUACAAGGCGUAACUAAGAGGAAGAAGAGGAGAAAAAGAAAGAAAAUUUCGGAAUACGAGAAGGACAACGCCGAGGUUGAACCGGAGGAGAAGUGGUGGUUGCAUAUACGAGAAGAAGUCAUGGUCAACGCUCAAUUCCCCACGAUCGAUCAACCAGUCGCGGAGGCUCUCUGUGUGCUGGCUGAUCUGGACACGUGGCAUGUCGGGGUCUUGUCAAACAACACGCCCUGGCAAAGUCCGCCCUUGACGGUCGGAAUGUCGCGUCUGGUGUCAAACAUGCUGGAAUCCUUUGCCUAUGUAUGGCGAAAUUAUCGCUCUCCUACUCAUUGUAUAGCAAUUCUGGAGGCUAAACUGAGGGAAUUAUGGUUGAGAAGCGAAGCAUUAGCAGAAAUGAUGAUGUCCGUGGAAGUGUCCGACGCCAAUGUAAACAAUUUAACCAAUGCUCUUGAUCUCGAUGCAGCCGACAUACCGCUUCUACUUGCGGUCGCGAGCACUCAUUCUCCGGAAAUAGCGCAACGAUUUGGUUUUACGCUAACUUAAAUCCGUUCAAUUGUUUAUACUGAUGUUCUGCUUACGUGAUUUUAUAGAUAGGUAUUUCUUAAAUAUAGCGUAUCAAUAUGCGCUCUGAUAUUUUUUGACCAAAAAAACUAACUUUAUAUUUUUUGUCGAAUACGCAAUAAUACACAAUAAUAACGUAUUCUUACGAUUAAAUGCAUAGUAAUAUGUAAUAUAUUUAAUUUUUAAUUUUAAAUUAUAAAUUACGUUAAAAAAUAUUAAAGUUUAUUCGUGGCCUAACUAUUAUUUGUUUCAGCGUCUUAUUGCGAAUUACAUAACUAUCGUCUAAUGAAAUUGACGACUGACUCUGACUAUGGAAUCUGUACUGUCCGUAUAUGGUUUUUUUUUUUUACACGAUUCAUGCGAACUUAUAGUUGUACACUUAAUUAAUAAAAUCUAAAUGAACUUUUUUA